UCAAUUUCAGUAGUAACAAAAGAAAUUAAAAUUCAGAUAACUAAAUUAUUAUUUUCCUGUAAUAACUUGGAUACUUGGUGCCCAGUGAUGCUAAAAUUAAUAGAUAGACAUAUGCUCAUGUUUUGUGGUUAGCAGAAUGAAUUGGUACAGGAAUUAUGGAACAGAAAUGAUUAAGAGAGACAAAGGGAAGUGGUUAUAACUGAGAGAAACUACAACCUUUUACCCCUGAAAUAAAUUGUUACAAUUAUGUUUCUCUCUUGACUUUAUAGGAAAUAUUGUACCUGCACUCUCAGUGUUCUUGGAAUCUAUGGAAAUACCACACAAAAUCACAGAAUUUUUCAUGCUAGGACUCUCACAGAACCCAGACGUACAGAGAGUUCUCUUUGUAGUCUUUUUGAUCAUCUAUGUGGUCACAGUUUGUGGCAACAUGCUCAUUGUGGUCACCAUCACCUCCAGUCACACACUUGCUUCCCCCAUGUAUUUUUUUCUGGGCAACUUGUCCUUUAUUGACAUCUGUUAUUCUUCCUCUAUGACCCCCAAACUCAUUGCUGACUCCUUGUAUGAGGGGAGAGCCAUCUCUUAUGAAGGCUGCAUGGCUCAGCUCUUUGGAGCCCAUUUUUUGGGAGGUGUUGAGAUCAUUCUGCUCACAGUGAUGGCUUAUGACCGCUACAUGGCCAUCUGCAAGCCCCUGCACUACACUAUCAUCAUGACGAGGCAUCUCUGUGCCCUGCUGGUGGGGGUGCCUUGGCUGGGGGGCUUCCUGCAUUCAUUGGUUCAGCUCCUCCUGGUCCGUCAAUUGCCCUUCUGUGGGCCCAACAUGAUCAACCACUUUGUCUGUGACUUGUACCCCUUGCUGGAACUCACCUGUACCAACACAUAUGUCAUUGGUCUGCUGGUGGUCGCCAACAGUGGUGUGAUCUGCCUGUUGAACUUCCUCAUGCUGGCUGCCUCCUACAUUGUCAUCCUGCACUCCUUGAGGUCCCACAGUGCAGAAGGGAGACGUAAAGCCCUCUCCACCUGUGGGGCCCACUUCACUGUCGUUGCCUUGUUCUUUGUGCCCUGUGUAUUUACUUACAUACGUCCAACAUCUACUUUAUCUAUAGACAAAAACAUGGCAGUAUUUUACGGUAUUUUGACACCUAUGUUGAAUCCACUCAUUUAUACCCUGAGAAACAAAGAGGUAAAAAAUGCGAUGAGAAAGCUUUUCACACAGUAAGAAAUUGCAGGUAGACGAUAAGUGGUAAAGCCGGAAAAAAAAUGAGUUUAUUUCUGUAAGUGGAGCAAACCAAUGUUUGUUUUUCCUAUUAUUAUAUUUCAUCUUAUUCUACCUUAUCCGUUCCUUCAUCUUCAAAGACUUUUAUGGUUUACUUAGAAUUUUUACUUGAAUUGCAUAAUUUGAUUAUAAAAAAUAUAUGAAAUAUAUAUGGCAUGUGAUUAUAUCCCUGUUUUAGAUAUGAGAAAAUUGUGUCUCCUGGUGUGGUUAAUUGAUUAAUCAAUGUUAUCUAACUUUGAAGUACCUAAACCAAAACUCAAAAUUAGUUAUUUUUGAUCCAUCAUCUAGACCUUUAAAUAGCAAUUCAUGUUGAUGUGAUUUGAGUCUGUGCGAUAAUUAACUGAGUAGUAGAAAUAUUAGGCAAAAUGAAACUUAAGGCAAAUAACUUCAUGCUUAGCCAUAUAUAGCAGUCCCUGUGCAUAUAGGCCUGGCUUCUAUCCCUUCUCAUCACCCUUUAUGACUUCAGUGGUAUAGCUGCUACACUGUGGCAGAGAGGGUUCUGGAGACAGAUCAACCUGAGCUUCAGUCUUAUUUCCCAUGCUUACUCAUAGCAUGACCUUGAGUAAAUGACCAAACCUCUAUAAGCCCCUGCUGCCUUUCUUUAAAAUAAAGACAAAGACAAGCAUAAAAGGUGUCUACAGGGGCUGGCCCCGUGGCCAAGUGGUUAAGUUCGCGC
This is a messenger RNA of Equus caballus (horse), 1949 nucleotides long. Lineage: Eukaryota; Metazoa; Chordata; Mammalia; Perissodactyla; Equidae. The record is from RefSeq and is a predicted model, not a curated record.